This is a messenger RNA of Lycium barbarum (goji berry), 2637 nucleotides long. Its product is annotated as MICOS complex subunit MIC60, mitochondrial. Gene Ontology annotation, cellular component: MICOS complex. The record is from RefSeq and is a predicted model, not a curated record. The transcript is spliced from 12 exons. NCBI's taxonomy places the organism in Eukaryota, Viridiplantae, Streptophyta, Magnoliopsida, Solanales, Solanaceae. Gene Ontology annotation, biological process: cristae formation. The coding region runs from base 160 to 2067 and encodes 635 amino acids.
UACAAAAAGAAAAAAGCAUGGAGUAAUUCAAGAGGAGAAAUAAAGGAAUUGUAAUAAGUUUGGGAUGCACAACGAAUAAAGAAAAAGGGGAGUGUAAUAAGAGAAGCAAAUGAGAUCGCCGUGCUGAAGCACAGCCAUUGGAAUCAACUCAAUAUAACCAUGUUGCGAAGGUCCAUCCUGCGACUUUCGGCUGGUCAUUCAGUAAAAAGAAUUCCAAUGGAGGUUACAACACAGGUACCUUCCUAUCUUUUUUCCCGAAGAGAGUUCUCAGUCUCACCUAAACAAAAUGGGCAACCACGGGGGCCAGGUUCAACUGGCAAGCCCACAGAAACAGGGAGUCUCUUGCCGAGAUUCAUUAUCGGAACUUUUGCUUUAAGUGCUGGGUUCGUUGCAGCUUAUCAAACUGGAUAUUUAGAUAAGUAUCUUAUUAAAGAGCCCUAUUCUACCCCUGAAUUAGCCAGGGAAGGAACUGGCACUCAAGAUGUGAAGGAGCUAAAGGAAAGUAGUGAAGUCUCACUAGAUAGUGAAACUUUAGGAAGACCAGAUGUUGAGUCUGAUAGUCUGGAGCAAACAGACGAGAGCAUUGGAACUCGACAAGAUCUCUCUGGACCAGAAGAGCCAAGCAAAACGGGAUCAGAAAGUCAAUUACAGGUAAAAGAUUCAUCAGAGAUUACUGGCGGAGAAGCCAACUAUACUGAAGUAAAAGAAUUAUCACCCAGCUCCCAUCAGGAAAGUGUGACACCUGAUGAAGCAAGACUUAGUUCUACUCAGUCACCUGAAGACACUUUGGACGUGAAGAGCCCAGAGGUAACUACUGAUGCAGUGCAGUCUGAGGCAAUUGAAAUCACGCCAACCCUUACGCAGGCUGAUACACUUCAGAAUGAAAAGGAGGCUAGUACCAUGUCUCCAGAUCAUGUAACCAGUCGAGACAAGAUGGAGGAUGCUCCUCAUCAUGAUGAAAAACCUAGUUCCCUCCUUGAUGAAUACUAUUUGAGAAAUGGGGGUGGAGCUACCCCUACAACCUCCUCUGACAAGCACAAGGUUGUUGAAGAUCAGGAUGAUGCCUACAUAACAAAGGAUGGAAAACUGGUGCUUGAUUUCUUACAAGCUCUUCAUGAAGCUGAGAGGAGACAAGCAGAGAUAGAUGCUCGCUUAUUUGCUGAAGAAAAGAAAUAUAUAAAGGAGAGAUAUGAAAAGGAACUUAAGGAUGCCAGGGCCAGGGAACUUAUGUAUGCUGAACGUGAGGCUUUACUGGAUAAGGAACUGAAAAAAGAAAGAGCAAAAGCCAUCGCAGCUUUGAAAUCACUUAAAGAAAAAUUAGAAGAAGAACACAAGACAGAGCUUGAGGAAAAGGAAGCUGAAGCAGAACUAAAGUUGAAAAAAGCCCAGGAGUUAGCUAAAGCAGAAUUGGAUGCAGCUAUCGCAAGUGAGAAAGCAUCUCAAAUUGAAAAAAUGGCUGAAGCCAAUCUCCAUAUAAAUGCUCUGUGCAUGGCAUUUUAUGCACGGUCUGAAGAGGCUCGCCAGAGUCAUUCUGUUCACAAGCUUGCUCUGGGGGUGCUUGCUCUGGAAGAUGCACUGUCCAGGGGGUUACCAAUUCAAAAAGAAAUAGAAGUUCUUCACACUUCUCUUGAAGGGAUAGAUAACAACUCACUGGUGGAGUUGGUUCUAUCUUCUCUUCCAGAAGAAACACGGAAAUAUGGUUCAGAUACUGUGUUACAACUGAAUCAUAAGUUUGAUACAUUAAAGGGGACACUUCGGCACUUUAGCCUGAUUCCUCCAGGUGGUGGUGGGAUCUUGACGCAUUCUUUGGCUAGUGUUGCAUCCUGGUUAAAGGUUAGGGAGGCUGACCAGUCUGGUGAUGGAAUUGAAUCCCUCAUAAACAGAGUUGAGAGUUUCUUGGCUCAGGGAAAGUUAUCAGAAGCUGCUGAUGUGCUUGAGAAGGGUUUAAAGGACACUCACGCAGCAGCAGUCGUCGAUGAUUGGGUUAAGCGUGCUAGGAACAGAGCUAUAACCGAGCAAGCACUAACCUUGCUGCAAUCUUAUGCCACCACUAUUAGCAUAACUUGAAAGGGUGAUCCAUUAUAGCAUCAAGGUCCAGUUUAUCUGCAGCCUACAAAAAAUGCUCAAGAAUGGCUUUUUGGUGAUUAAAUGUUGAGAUUUUCAAUGAUUGCGACACAAUCCCUUUUUUCAUCUUGUUGCAAUCCAAGUAGCUAUGCCUUUCUUGAUCCGGGAAUAAUUUCAUUGAUAGAUACAUCACUAUUGAGCAGUAUUGUUGUACAACGGGCUACUUCUGUUAUUAUUUCUUUUAGAUCAACCAUGAAAAGGAUGUCCAGCUGGAGUGACCAUUGAAUUUUCUACUUCGCAUGAACUAUCCUGUUAGCUGCUGUUACCUUGUUUGGCAUGUAUAAUAAAGGCAGCUCAGACAACUGGAUAACUUAUUUUGGUAGUUUCCUAAGCGUAUUGAAUUUGAAAGAGCUCAGCCAAGCAUUGAUGGGUUUUCUUCUGGUCGAGGAUAAGUGGACAUAAUUCACCACGGAACAAACAAUGUUGAAAUUUCUUAAGAAACUUUUAUUAUGUAUGUAUAUCUUAAGCUGAAUUCAUUAUGAGAUACGUAAAGACAUUGAAGUUUCGUUUGGA